Alternaria ethzedia is the source of this 621-nucleotide messenger RNA. RefSeq lists its product as uncharacterized. The transcript has 3 exons. The coding region runs from base 1 to 621 and encodes 206 amino acids. The record is from RefSeq and is a predicted model, not a curated record. NCBI's taxonomy places the organism in Eukaryota, Fungi, Ascomycota, Dothideomycetes, Pleosporales, Pleosporaceae.
AUGGUCCGAGUCUUCAAGAUGCACACCAACACCUUCGCCAUCCUCUCUUCGGUUCUCUUCCUCACGCCUUCACUAUGCGCAGCGCGCGUCCUCCCUCCUCAGCCCCCGCGCAUUCUCCCCCGCGGUGACGCACAGUCAUUGCUGUCAUCGUCCGCUACAUCUCUGGUCGACAAAUGCACCUUCACCCUCUUCCACAAGCAACUCAUGACCGCUGCCCGACCAGCUUCGACAAGCGAUGGCAAGAUCAACUACGUCCAAGUCGACAGCUUGGAAGACCACAUGAACGGAAUCACUAUCGAUCUCGCUUCUUCGAGACCCCGGACGGAGCGCAACUCGUAUGUGAAAGUCUCCGCGACGCAGAUCUUCGAGAUCGAUGGACUGGUGGAUGACACCAAGUUGACUAUCUACGGCUCCGAUGGAGAAGAUGCGCUGGUCUUUGAGUACGAUGGGCUGAAAUGGGCGACCGAGGGCGGGAGCAAGAAGUUGCACCCCGAAGCGUGGUGUAACACCGGUUCCUGGGCGGAGAGUGGGAAUGGAAGCAGGCAACGAUCAAUGGAGUGCGCUUUCCCUUGCGCCAAGAUCGAGGACGACGAAGAGGAUGAGAGGGAAGAGCUGCGGUAG